UGACUCAUGACGUGUGACGUUUACGGAAGUAAAAAGGAAAGCACGGCUGAACUGUUACCACAGUCUUGAGUAACUCAAGUAUUUUACGGUUUGUUUAAAUUGUUUUUCGUGUAGGUUUAUGGAUCUAAUUUAAAUGCAGUUUUUGACGUUUCUGUGGAUUGAACCGAAGCGGUUCUAAGCGGACCUAGAAACUAAAUAACUCAGUCGUACUAAGUUGGUCAUCUCUGCCGGGACCGACCGUGAUGACGGUGCGGCCGCAGCUCUUCCUGUGAAGCCCCGGUGCUGCGGCUCACGGAUGACCGCGGAGGAACCGCGAGGAGCCGGGCGGAUCCGGUGACAAGCAGCUGCUGCUGAAGAUGAUGGAUGAGGAACUGCUGGACCAGCUGGUUUCCGGGUUCGGCAUCCUGGUGACCUGGGUUGCUGCUGGUGCCAUGAUUUUCGGGGGGGUCGUCCCCUACGUCCCUCAGUACAGACACAUCCGGCGCUCCCAGAAUGCUGAGGGCUUCUCCACGUACGUGUGUCUGGUUCUGCUCGUGGCAAACAUCCUGAGGAUCCUGUUCAGGUUUGGGCGGUACUUCGAGACGGUGCUGCUGUGGCAGAGCAUCGUCAUGAUCUGCACCAUGCUAGCCAUGCUGAACCUGUGCACCAACGUCCGCGUGGCGUCCGAGCUCAGCACCAAGAGGCGCUCCUUCAUAGUGACAGAUGGUAAGGACGAGGAGAUCAGAGUCCAUAAGAGGCUCUUUCUGGACUUUGACUGGAGUUAUUUCUGGCUGUGGAGUCGUUUCAUGGACUACGUGCAAUGCGUGCUGGCCUUCACCCUGGUGGCAGCCUACCUCACCUACCUCCUCCUGGACUCCACGCUCUUCGUGGAGACCCUGGGCUUCCUGGCUGUUUUCACAGAGGCAAUGCUCGGCACGCCGCAACUCUACUGCAACCAUCAGAACAAGUCCACAGAGGGCAUGAGUGUGAAAAUGGUGCUGAUGUGGACCAGCGGGGACACCUUUAAGACCAUCUACUUCCUGCUUACCCAGGCUCCGGUCCAGUUUUGGACCUGUGGUUUGCUCCAGGUUCUUGUGGACUUUGCCAUCCUGUUCCAGGUUUACUACUACAGCCGGUACCCUCAGAAGCCAGCGUCCCACACCGUUUCCCACACCAGCAGCGCCAAAGCCCUCUAAGGAUGCACUUUAAGUUAGGAAUGUAUGGCGCUCCUGUCCAAUCACACGAUGCAGGACAUUUCCUCAGUCCUUACACCAGGAAAUGUAUCCUGUAUCAAAACACUGAUGUCCUGGAGGGCAUUUAAAAUCCUCGUGAUCCUACAGACAUUUUCCAUGCAAAGACACGCCUGAAGAUGCAGGCUGUGGAAUCGAAUAUUAUGCACAUGAGUGCCUGAAUGUCCAGUAAAUAUAUGACUAGAAAUAUUUACACUUUACAAAAGUGUGCUGAUGAGUAUCAUGAAAAUGGACUUGGUAAUAACACACAACAGUUGAUGAUGAAGGCAGCAUUCCUCCUUCAUCCUUGUGAAGCUGCAGCUUCUGCUUUAAUGCAACAUCAUGUGCUUAUACAGCAGCUGGAGAUCAAGAAGUCCUGGGAUGGGCCCAACCAUGGAACUUCAUGUUUCCCAACAAUAAAACCAAAAACUGUAAGUGCCGGAACCACAUCAGCGUGAGUGGAUUUGGGUCUCCGGCUCCUCGUGCUCCUGCAGUGACUUCACUUCUGAAAGAACUUCACACUGGCGUGUCUAGUCAGAGGCAGCACAGCGUAAAGUUUUUUAAAUGGCACUUCUGAAAUACAUCACAAAGUGUUUAUUAAUGGAGGUCAUAGCCACAGGGUAAGACAUGGUCAAAUAAAUGAAUCAUCAAAUUCUAUUUCUAGCUGAAAACAUACUGAAAAAAGUCUUGGUUUUGAAAUCCUCAGCUGAGUUCCCGGAAGUCUGAGGUUGGAAGCCAUCAUUUAGCCCUUUAACUCCGGAGCUCCAGUGUUAAUAUUAUAUCAUUUACUGUAACUUUUCAACUGUGAACACGAUCAUUCCAGCAGAUUCUGAAGGAGAAAAAUGGCUUUUCUCCUUCAAAAUCUGCUGGAAUGAUCGUAUUUACGUUUGAAAAGUUGUAGUGUGUUAAAGAUUUUGUGUUUCAGUGACGCCUAGGGUGUUAAAGGGUUAAACUGUGACCACCAAUAAAAGCUGGCCUGAAAAUCUGAGAGAACACAUGUUUGUCAGAUUAGAAAAGCUUGAAUAUGUCAUGAAGACCCUGACCAUGUAGGGCAGGGUCAAGAGCCUCGACCUGCCUGUUUUCCAGCUCUCCCUGACCAGCCUGCUGCUGCUGAUUAGCUGACUCAAGUGAUCCCACAUCCUGAUUGACCUGAUUUAGGUUCCAGGGAGAGCUGGAAAACAUGCAGCGUUGAGGCUAGCCCUGAUGAAGAGCGAUGUAAAAGUAAGAACUACAAUUCACAAUGUGUGAUGUGAGAUUUUCUGCUGGAGGGAUUAAAACAAUGCACCAGAA
Molecule: messenger RNA, 2498 nt
Organism: Oryzias melastigma (Indian medaka)
Lineage: Eukaryota; Metazoa; Chordata; Actinopteri; Beloniformes; Adrianichthyidae
Gene: slc66a2
Product: solute carrier family 66 member 2
Exons: 5
Coding region: 357-1175 (272 amino acids)
Biological process (GO): phospholipid translocation; retrograde transport, endosome to Golgi
Cellular component (GO): trans-Golgi network; endosome
Source: RefSeq, a predicted model, not a curated record